Messenger RNA from Alnus glutinosa, 1071 nucleotides. RefSeq names its product succinate-semialdehyde dehydrogenase, mitochondrial-like. Bases 1 to 1071 code for a protein of 356 amino acids. The record is from RefSeq and is a predicted model, not a curated record. The transcript is spliced from 4 exons. NCBI's taxonomy places the organism in Eukaryota, Viridiplantae, Streptophyta, Magnoliopsida, Fagales, Betulaceae. Gene Ontology annotation, molecular function: succinate-semialdehyde dehydrogenase (NAD+) activity.
AUGACGGUUAGACCUAAUGCAAGCCAAUCCUUGCCCAUAACGGAAGAGUUCAAUGCAGGUUCUGUUGGUACGAAUUUUAUGCCCCAUAUAAUCCAUGUCAAUGCUGGAAAUGACGUCCCAAUGCAACCUGAUUCUUCUGUGGGUAUUUUGAGCCCUGAUGGUCGCGUUGUCGGGGGAGGAGUCGCUGGAAUUCUCGUAGCGGCUAGUCCAGUGCAGGUUAUCGUCGGUAGUUUUCUACCUAGCAACCAGCUUGAGCCGAAACCAAAGAAGCUGAAGAAUGGGUCUGACAGGCCAAGAGAGUUCCUGUCUCUCUAUCCAGAAGGGGCUGAAAAUAUCAAGGGCGUGCUGCAGCAGAAUAUGAAGAAGAAAGAAGAAGAAUGGAAGCACGGGUUGGAAGAGCAUGGAGCAAGUUUUACAAAACCAGAACUGAAACAAAAUGAGAAGGAGAAGGAAGAGCAGGGGCCUGUAGGUGUUGUUGGUGCAAUUGCACCCCGGAACUUUCCCUUGGCUAUGAUUACUCGGAAUGUUGGUCCUGCACUCGUAUGUGGUAGUACGGUAGUCAUAAAACCCUCUGAAAUUGCGCCUCUCACAGCUUUGGCAGCAGCUGAGCCCUCUCUUCAGGCUGGAAUACCCCCGGGCGUUGUCAACGUGGUAAGAAAGAUCACAUUCACGGGCUCAAUAGCAGUUGGAAAGAAGUUGAUGGCAGGUGCUGCUGGGACUGUUAAAAUGGUAUCUCUGGAAUUUGGUGGCAAUGCAACCUACAUAAUUUUUUAUGAUGCAGACCUGGAUGUGGCAGUAAAAGGAACUCUUGCAGCAAAGUUCCGUAACAGUGGACAGACAUGUGUUUGUGCAAAUGGAGUUUGUGUGCAAGAAGGUAUCUACGAGAAAUCUGUAAAUGUUUUUUUUAAAGCUGUCCAAAAUCUCCAAGUUGGGGAUGGCUUUACUGUGGGUGUGGUCCACGGUCCUCUGAUCAAUGAAGCUGCAGUGAAAAGGGUGGAAGGGCAGGGAUUAAUUUUUGGAAAACUAGAGUUCUUCCUUGGGGACAAGGAAGAUGUUAGGGGAGAGGGAUGA